Messenger RNA from Linum trigynum, 1641 nucleotides. Lineage: Eukaryota; Viridiplantae; Streptophyta; Magnoliopsida; Malpighiales; Linaceae. The record is from the annotation of a GenBank genome assembly.
AUGGCAGCCGGGAAUUUCACCAUGGCAACAUACUUCAUUCUACUCCUCUUCAUCAUCACCACUCUCCCAAUCUCCACCCUCAAUGGAACCAAAACCUCGAAGCCGCAACUACUCGACAUUAACUACUUCCCCACCGGAGCCCUCCGCACCGACCCAGCCGCCACAACCGCCGCCGCCACCGACUACGGCCACAUCGUCCACCGCCGCCCCGCCGCCGUCCUCCACCCUUCCUCGGUCGACGACAUCGUCAAGCUACUAAACCUCGCACACGACCACAACAACAUGAACAACAACAACACCACCACCUUCACGGUGGCGGCGAGGGGCCGGAGCCACUCGGUCCGGGGGCAGGCCAUGGCGGCGGAGAACGGCGUGGUGGUGGACAUGAUGCGGCUGAGGACCGCCCGCUACAAUAGCAACGUGAGGGUGGUCGUGUCGCCACGUGGGCACCGCCGCCGUCCGUAUGCUGACGUGGGAGGGGAAGCUUUGUGGAUCGACGUGCUGGAUGCCACGUUGCGACACGGCGUCGCGCCGGCCUCGUGGACGGACUACUUGCACCUGACCGUCGGCGGGACGCUGUCCAACGCCGGGAUCGGCGGCCAGAGUUUCCGUCACGGCCCCCAGAUCAGCAACGUCCAUGAGAUGGACGUCGUCACCGGGACAGGAAAGCUCGUGACAUGUUCCCCUUCCAACAACACCGACUUAUUCUACGCCGUUCUGGGAGGGCUUGGCCAGUUCGGCAUCAUUACCAGGGCUCGGAUCGCUUUACACCCAGCUCCUAAAAGGGUGAAAUGGGUACGCUUGCUAUACAGCGACUUCGCCGCCUUCACAAAGGACCAGGAACGUCUAAUCUCGGAUCGCAAUCACGGAGGAGGAGUGUUACCGGAAGUGGAUUAUUUGGAAGGUUCGCUGAUGUUGCAUCGUGGUGGGAGCCCUCCAUCCUCGUUCUUCCCGGCCGCCGACGUCCCCAGAAUCACGUCCCUCGUCGCCCGGCACCGCCUCGUCUACUGUCUCGAGCUGGCCAUCAACUCUUACGUCGACGGCGAUCGUCGUCAAGAUGAGCUGCUGGAGCGGUUGGUGGUGGAAGGGCGGCUGAACUACCUGCCGGGUUUCGCGUACAGCAAGGACGCGUCUUACUUGGAGUUCCUGGACAGAGUGCGAAGCGGGGAGGUGGCGCUUCACUCCAGAGGGCUGUGGGAAGUUCCCCAUCCCUGGCUCAACCUCUUCGUGCCGAAGUCUCGUAUCGCGGAUUUCGGAUCGGGCGUUUUCAGGGACAUUGUUCUGCGCAGGAACAUCACCACGGGACCCGUCCUCGUCUACCCCAUGAACCGAAACAAGUGGGAUGAUAGAACGUCGGCGGUGCUACCGGAGGCGGCGGAGGAUGUGUUUUACACGGUAGGGUUCCUGCACUCGAGCGGGUUCGACGACGGUGGCUGGGAGGAGUUGGAGGAGCAGAACAAAGAGAUAAUGGAGUUCUGUGAGAGAAGUGGGAUGGGAGUGAAGCAGUACCUUGCUCAUUACGCCACCACAGAAGAGUGGGCCAAGCAUUUUGGUGCCAAGUGGGAAAGGUUCCGACACAGGAAAUCCGCGUUCGAUCCCAUGAAGAUGCUCUCCCCGGGACAGAGAAUCUUCAAUUCAUAG